Molecule: messenger RNA, 528 nt
Organism: Aspergillus glaucus CBS 516.65
Lineage: Eukaryota; Fungi; Ascomycota; Eurotiomycetes; Eurotiales; Aspergillaceae
Exons: 3
Coding region: 1-528 (175 amino acids)
Source: RefSeq, a predicted model, not a curated record
AUGGGGUCGACCUCAGUCCGCCGCAAUCUCUUCAACAGCAACCUCAGCAAACGCGCCGUACCAUCCGUCCCUCCUAUGCAAGGCGCCAGUAACAACACCUUCAAUCUACAAUCCUCUUCUCAUCCCAGCUCUUCGGAAACGAAUCCAUCGUCGUCAAAUAACACUCGGCCUGCUGAUAGUGACGAGAUCGUGGUCAAGGACAAGAAUGGGAGCUAUAGACUCGAUAUACCCGUGCUCCCUGUGAUCGUGGGCGAAGAUGGGGAGGAGAUUGAAGGCUUUGAUGAGGGACACAAUGGUGGAAGGCCGAGUUCUGCUGUCAAUUCAACGGGGGAGACUGAACUUGGAGGACGUGAGAAAGAGAGGAUUGAGGCCAAUUUGAUAGAGAUGAUGUGCCGCAAUCGGAAUAGGCAGAUGAGCAGUGACCCAGUUGAAAUAUACAACCUAGUCCAGCAGAGCCUUCGAAACAAGGUAGCAGCAUUGGAGGAAGACAAUUGGAUGUACGAACCAGAGGUCGAACCGCGGGUCUAA